GCUGGGAUGUUGGGGAUGGGACCCCUGCAUGGCCAUGGCGGUGGCGGGGUCAGCAAUGGCGGUAUCGGCAAAGGCGGUGUCAGUGAUGUCGAUGUCGGCGAUGUAGAUGUCGGCAAUGGCAGUGUCGGCCCUGUCUCCUCGGGAGGGAGGCGCUCCCGGCCAUGCAGCCGCCAUUGGCGCUGGCUGCUCCGUGGUUUCCUGCCGAAAUCACAUGGCUCCCGCGUUUCCAUGGAGAGAGCCGGGGUGGGCGCUGCCAAGAGCCUGCACGAGCUCCCCGCUUUCCCGUCCAUGGGAGUGGAACAAAGGGGAUGCACCGAGCCAGGACCGCUCUCGCCCCGCGCCUCGUCCCCCGCCUCUCCUGGAACAUGGAGGCCCUCCAGGUCACACUCAACGAUGUCACUGUCUGUGCGCCCGCAGCGCCGAGUCCUCAUCGCCAAGAUCAAUAGGAGCCAGUCCUUUGCUGGAGUGAACUCAACAGCUGACCGGCCCUUCAGGAACCUCUCGCCCUUCACCCCUACCAUCUCCCGCAAGACUGGCUCCAGGGUCAGUAGGAUGUUCUCAAUGUCCCACAAAUCCCCACCACCCAAGGUGCCUCAGCCCAACCGCCUGGACGAGGUGUACGAAGCUCUCAAGAAGGGCCUGACAGCCUACCUGGAGGUGCACCAGCUGGAACUGGAGAAGCUCAGCACCCAGAUCCGUGAGUCCAAGAGGAAUUCACGCCUGGGCUUUCUCUACGAUCUGGAUAAGCAAGUGAAGUCAAUCGAGCGCUUCCUGCGUCGCCUGGAGUUUCAUGCUAGUAAGAUAGAUGAGCUCUAUGAGGCUUAUUGCAUCCAACGGCGGCUCCGUGAUGGAGCCCACAACAUGGUCAAGGCUUACAGCACUGGCUCACCGGGCAGCCGGGAGGCACGUGAGAGCCUGGCCGAGGCCAGCAAGGGCUACAAGGAGUACACGGAGAACAUGUGUCUGUUGGAGAAUGAGCUGGAGAGCCACCUGGGAGAGUUCCAUGUCCGGAUGAAAGGACUUGCAGGCUUUGCCCGGCUUUGUGCUGGUGACCAGUAUGAGAUCUUCAUGAAGUACGGACGGCAGAGGUGGAAGCUGCGUGGCCGCAUUGAGGUGAACAGCAAGCAGGUGUGGGACAGCGAGGAAAUGGUUUUCUUGCCCCUUGUCACCGAGUUCCUCUCCAUCAAGGUGACGGAGCUAAAGAGCCUGGCCAACCAUGUUGUGGUGGGCAAUGUGUCCUGCGAGACCAAGGACCUCUUUACAGCUCUACCUCAGGUAGUAGCUGUGGAUAUCAAUGACUUGGGCACCCUCAAACUCAGCCUGGAGGUGACCUGGAACCCCUUCGACAAGGACGACCAGCCCUCAGCAGCCAGCACCGUCAACAAGGCCUCCACAGUGAACAAGAGAUUCUCCACUUACAACCAGAGCCCGCCUGACACGCCAUCCCUGCGGGAACAGGCUUUCUAUAACAUGCUGCGGCGCCAGGAGGAGCUGGAGAACGGCACGGCCUGGUCCAUCUCCUCUGAGUCCUCAGACGACUCCUCCAGCCCGCAGCUGCCUGGCAGUGCCCGCCACGCUGUGCAUAAGCCCAUAGUGCAGCCAGAGCUGCAGGCCUCGGCACCCGCCAUCGAGAUUUCCUUCUCCCAGGAGCCGCAAGAGGCUGAGCCUGGCACUGGGGCCAGCAUUCCCACUGCUGAGAGCCAGCCAGAGGAGCCAGGCAGCCACAGGAAGGAAGCGGUGGCCAAUGGCCAUGUGCCCUACUCCCGGACUCUGAGCCACAUCAGUGAGGCCAGUGGGGACACCACAAUGGAGGCCAAGGCUGCAGAGAGCCCCUGGGAGCUCGGACCCAGCCCACAGGACAUGGGGACUGCUGAGCAGGACGUGGACCCUGUCCCUGGUGCCUCAGUGGCAGUGGUGGCACCAGCACAUGACAGGGGUGCUGAGGCCAAGCCUUGUGCCUCUGUGGCAUGGGCCACCACCAGCGAGGCCAAGCCAGUGCAGAGCCAGGCGCCAGCAUGGGGCAGCUGCAGCGCUGGUGUCCCCAUGGCACCAGCACAAGCGUCCACGGAUGAGAGCCCAGUGACAACCACACCGCUGCCCGCCAGUGUCCCUGAGGUGCCCCGGGGGAAGGUGGUGGAUUCCGGUCUGGAGGAGGCCAUCAGCCUCCUGGGCUCGGCCCUGGAUGACUAUCGGGGGCAGUUCCCAGAGCUGCAUCCCCUUGAACGGGAGCUCAAGCACCUGGAGGAGAUGCUGCUGCAGAAGCAAGGUGUCUUCCUCAGCCGGGCCUCCAGCAUCAGCCUGACAGUGGAGCACGCACUGGAGAGCUUCAGCUUCCUCAACACCUCGGACAUGGAGGAUUCCGAGGGCUCUGAGGAAGAGCCUCUCCAAGAUGAGAGGAGGGCUGGCAGAACGCAGCGCAGCAGCAGGGCCCCCAGCGCUGGUGAGACUGGUGCCGAUGACACCAGCAUGUGCAGUGGCUCUGAGGCCAGCACUGAUCCCCUGAGCACUGGCAAUGAGUUCCUGGAUAAGGCCCUGGUGCUUCACCUCAACAACUGCAACCGCCUGCUGCUGAAACUGGGCACCUUUGGUCCCCUGCGGUGCCAGGAGAUGUACGCCCUGGACAGGCUGCUGCAGGAGGCGCAGGUUCUGGAGAUCGUGUGCCAGCUCACAGAGGAGCGAGCGGGAACAGCUGCCUCUGCCACUGAAGUGGUGCAGUUCUCAACGCGAAAGGAGGGUGUGCUGCCCCUCUGGGACUGCUGCGUGGAGGCCCCCAACGUCUACUCCUGCCCUGUGGAGCGGUUCCUGCAGGUGCUCAGCACGCAGUACGCAGCACCCAUCAAUGAGCAGCACCCUGGCCUGGCUGAUGCUGUUUGUGUGAAACUAGUGGAAGAUGUGCUGAAUCGGCGGCUGCCCCGGCGGCCCGGCAGUGCCCAGGGUGAGCAGGUCACUAUCUUCCAGUACUGGAGCCACUUCGAGUCGCUUGGCACCCUGGUGCUUGACACCUACAUGAUGGAGCUGGCAGAGGAAGUGAUGCUGGCACAGAACCUCAACUCGGACGACCAGGACGUGGUGCUGCGUGCCCUGAAGCGCAUGCCGGAAGGCCGCCUCAAGAAGGAGGGACUGAAGGCAUUGAGCCUGCUCAUUGUGGAGGGCAACAGCAAGGUGGUGAGCGCCGUGUCAGCCCAGCUCCGUAGCCUGGCAGAGAACCCCCGCUUCCGACAACGGGCCCUUGUGUGCUACCUGGAGCAGCUGGAGGAUGAGGAGGUGCAGACGCGCGUGGCAGGGUGUGCAGCGCUGGGCUGCCUGAAGGCCAAGGAAAGCAUUGAGCAGCUGGUUUACUUGUGCCAAACUGACAAGGAGCCUGUGCGGGAGGCAGCCAAGCAGAGCCUGAUGCUGUGUGGGGAAGAUGGCAGAUCAGCUCACCGGCAGCUGGAGGAGACCCUGGACAGCCUCCCGCGGAUCUUUGCCCCAGCCAGCAUGGCCAGCACAGCUUUCUGAGACACCAUGCAACCCCUCUGCCAUCCCUUGAGGGCCAAGGCACUGCUGGGCACCAGCCUGGCACAGGCUGGGGCUGCCUGGCCCAUUCCGCUCCCGGCAGUGCACCAUAGUGUCACCCACAUGGCAGCUUGCUGCAGCCACACACUAAUGGAGCACCCAUGGCAGGGGAGUACUCGCUGCACAUCCCACCCUCUGAUUGCUAUUUAAACCACACCGGGCACCCACCUGUCCUGCCCCCCUUGUUGGCUUUUGAAGCAGCAUGGAGACUACCAGAUUUCUGGAGCUGCACUUUGGGGAAACCAUGCUGUUUGUUUUGCCUGGGCCAUGGGGACUGCUGCCCUUUGCCACUCGGAGUCCCCAGACUUCAAUAAAAUGAGAUACGAGAUAUUAAUAUAUUCUUCUGGCGUUUCUUCUUUCCAGCUCCACAUGCUCCUGUCCCUCCCUGGCUGUGGCUGUGGGGAAUGUUAGUGAGAUGGGGCCCCAGCCCAGAGCCUUUCCUGGUCUGCUGGGAAGUGCCAUGGAGGGCAGGGGCAGGAGGAGCAGAAGGAUAGCCAGACCCACAGUCACAAGCUGCGACCUUUUGUUUUUGUUUGAUUGUUUAUUUUUUAUUUACAGAUUUUUGCAGAAAAAAAGCAAAAAAUUCUUUUCUAUAAUGUCUCUAUAAAUCUAUAUAUAAUGUAAUUACAGAGAGCAACUAAUUUUGAUUUAAACCAGAAAUAAACCAAACCUUUAAUGAGUGA
This is a messenger RNA of Pezoporus flaviventris, 4238 nucleotides long. It is a transcript of the gene RIPOR1, whose product is annotated as RHO family interacting cell polarization regulator 1. NCBI's taxonomy places the organism in Eukaryota, Metazoa, Chordata, Aves, Psittaciformes, Psittacidae. The record is from RefSeq and is a predicted model, not a curated record.